AGCGCUGCUGUUUCAAAUCAGACCUGCAGCGCCACUGCGGCGGCGGCUGGCGAAAUGUCCCUGUUCCAUCCGCACAGCCGCGCCUAGCCGCAGCAGGUGGACGAUGGCCCCUAGCAACGCAAGCGUGUGUACACGGCGAAAACAGUCGACCUCUAUCUACUGUUGCGUGUGCGGAUGUCAUAACAGCUACAAGAACACGGCAGGGAAACUGCCGAAGGUGCAGUUUUAUCACUUUCCUUGGAAAGCGUACGAGGCUGAUCGGCGACAACGUUGGAUCGCUGCCGUUCGGCGCACCCGCCCGAAUGGAGAUUUGUGGCAGCCAGUGCAACGCAGGACAGUCAUCUGCAGCGCUCACUUUGUCGGUAACAAAGCGAGCACGAUUGCCGGCCAUCCCGCCUAUGUGCCAACUGUGUUUCCGCCGUGUUACAAAAGAAGUGAUGCAGUACUACCGGCAUCAAAGCUCGACAGAUAUAAGAGGGUUCAGCGACGUCGCGCAGUGCUUCAAGCGCCGACAUCCAAGAGCGCAAUCACGGCGACUGCAGAGAACUCCUCGACUGACUUCGCCGACGAAAUCAUUGCAUUACCGGAAGAAACGGGCACAUCCGCAUCCGUGAUGACCCAGACAGAUGCAGACUUUAACGGAGGUGUUUGCACUCUGUUCCUCUCUGUGACAGCAGAAGGCGCCGCAUCUACACAAGUUUGCCAUACCAGCAUUGUUGAGAAAGGUGUACAAGCAAGUGCCUCUGUGAGAUCGACAGCUAUCGGACCGAACGAGCGCAGCUGUGCAUUUCUUGGCUACAAUUCUCUGAUCCAGAGAAAGGAUGCCUUUCGUGAACUGUGUGGUGUUAGCGGUUAG
Molecule: messenger RNA, 856 nt
Organism: Dermacentor andersoni
Lineage: Eukaryota; Metazoa; Arthropoda; Arachnida; Ixodida; Ixodidae
Source: RefSeq, a predicted model, not a curated record